UAUCUACUCGUUUUUUCACAGUUGAAGCGAGCAGUGGAUAUGGCGAGCACGAGUGUGAGUGUAAACAUCAUACGGCCUUUGGCUUCUCCUGGCCUUCAAAUCCCACCACCACCUCAGUGGCGGCGACCACACCGCCUCGGCCUUCGUUGCUUGUCCUGUGCAAUUUCUAUUGACAAAACCUUGGCGGAGAUUGAGAAUUCUGGUGUCAUCGCCUGCCUUCGCGCCAACAGUGCAGAACUGGCAAUUGAAGCUGCUAGUGCUGCAUUUCUUGGUGGAAUUUCAGUUCUGGAGAUUGUGAUGUCGACCCCAGGUGUCUUUGAGGUUCUACAGCAGCUAGUACUUGACCAUCCUACAAGAUUCCUGGGGGUAGGAACUGUACUAAAUGUUGACGAUGCCAAAAGGGCAAUGCUAGCAGGAGCUAACUUCCUUAUGAGUCCUGCUAUGGUGAAGGAUAUUGUGGAUGAUUUAAGGUAUAGUGAAGUUUUAUACAUACCUGGUGUUAUGACCCCAACAGAGAUAUUGUCUGCAUAUAACACUGGUGCCAAGAUUGUCAAGGUAUAUCCUGUUUCUGCAUUAGGUGGCACACAAUACAUAUCAGCCAUUAAAAAGCCUUUUCCUCACAUCUCAAUGGUUGCUUCUCAAGGCAUAAAGAUAGAUGCAGUUGGGGAGUAUAUUGCUGAGGGAGCAUCAUCAGUUGUUUUAUCAGAUGCCAUAUUUGAUAAAGAGGCCAUGGAUCGAAAAAAUUUCAACAGAAUAUAUCAACUUGCGAAGGCCGCAGCUUUGCAUGGAAAAGAAGCUGUAGACCGGAAGAAAAAGCUCAUGCUUAAGCGUUCGCAGUUGGUGUUCUAAACAGCUUAUUCCACAACAAACGAAGCGUGAAAAAUGUUUUGACUAUGCUGCACAUGUACUAGCAUACUGGUAAAGUCAGUCUGCCGGGAAACUGAAAAGAGUUGAGAUCAAAGGCAGGCAUGUUCCAUUUGUAUAGCUUAGAGGAAGAAGAAAGUGAGCCCCGUGCAAUCCCUUAUUUGGAUGAACAGUUUGUUGUUGAAAUGCUUUAAAGUUUAAAGUUUCAAACCAGGAAUGAGAAACCAGUACUUGGCCACCUCAGAAUCAUUUGACAAGGAAGAAAAUUGAAAGUAAGUUUGUUUCGACGGUCUAGUAAUUUACAAGUCUUGGUGCAUUCGAGGCAGGCUUAGAAUCGCAUGGUAUCACCAGUACACAAAAUGAGGUAUAGGAGUAUGGUUCCUAGUUCUAUAAAAGAGAAUUUUGUUGUUCCGGAAAUUUGAUCAAGGCCAUUCAUAACUGUUUGAUUAAAGUUUGACGGGGAAACUGCCGUAGACUGUACAGAAGUUGGUUCGAAGGAUUUGUUAGUAAUUUAAAAGAGAAGUGAUUUUCACA
This is a messenger RNA of Malus domestica (apple), 1398 nucleotides long. RefSeq lists its product as uncharacterized. The record is from RefSeq and is a predicted model, not a curated record. Lineage: Eukaryota; Viridiplantae; Streptophyta; Magnoliopsida; Rosales; Rosaceae. Gene Ontology annotation, molecular function: lyase activity.